AUGGAUAUGGACCACAUGCAUCAUGACCCCGGCCUGGGCAUGGAGACAAACUAUGCCUUUGCCCGGGGAUACUGGUACUCCAUCGCCGGCGUUGUCGGUGCCCUGGCUGCUGUCCGCGGCAUCAACUACCUAGAUGCUCGACAAAGACUAAAAGCAUGUCGCGAUCCCUCAGUCGACCAUCCUACCCGUCCUCAUGGCCCUCUUAGCCAGGCUUGGGCCACAGCAACCGCCAUCUUCCGCGAGAUAGGCCAUCCGCAGUACUACAUCCGCCUCCACGGUCUCCAAUGGGCUACACCACUUCCCCUUGGUCGAAUAUGGGUUCUCGCUUGCUACUGGGCCGUCGUCGUCUACCUCAUGAGCUGGAACGUCUCCAAGAACGACGUAUACUACUGGGAGCGCAUCGGAUAUCGCAACGCCUGGGUAACUCUCACGCAGUUCCCACUACUGUACCUCCUCUCGACAAAGGUCAACGUCAUUGGCUUCCUCAUCGGUACCAGUCAUGAAAGGCUCAACUGGCUGCAUCGGUGGGUUGCACGAACCAUGUUUGUGACAGCGACGGUUCAUGGCUUCCACUUCUGGACCAUGUGGGUUCGCGCCGAAUUUCUCGACUACGCCCUUGAGAUCAUGCCGUUGGUCAAAUACGGACUCGCAGCCUGGGCGAUACUACUCUGGAACGUUGUUACAGGCAUCGUGCCUAUUCGGAGGCUUUCGUAUGAGAUUUGGGUAGCUCAGCAUGUGCUAACCAGCAUCAUCAUGUUGUGGUUGUUACACAAGCAUAUCCCUGCAAACGCCCGGUGGUUGCUGUGGAUGAGCAUCUCGUUUCUUGUGUUUGACCGCGCCAUGAGAUGGAUACUCUUACUUUGGCGGAAUGUUCGCAUUCGAUCAAACGCAUCAGCUUGCCAGGGGAUGAAGCAUCUAGGACAUCGGGUGGCUGCCCGAGUUGUCGGGCCUUCAACAACUGUCAUCACCAUCAAGGACGUUCACUUUGAGUGGAAAGCUGGCCAGCACAUCUACCUCUGGCUUCCUCGCUUAGGACCAUUUGAGGCCCAUCCUUACACCAUCGCCUGUGCACACAAAAUCGAGGGCACAUGCUGCUGCAACAGCAUACAACUGGUCGUCCGGGCGCAUAACGGCUUCUCGAAACGAAUUCACCAAUACGCGACCAAAAAUCCAUCAUCGGAGCUCACAGGCUUCGUAUCAGGGCCUUACGGCGUUCCUCCGCGAUGGGAUAUUUUCGAGACGCUGGUACUUAUCGGAGCAUCAACCGGAGCGAGCUUUGUUGUCCCCAUUCUUGAAUGCGUGGCCGAUGCACAAAAGGCCAACUGUACACGAAGAGUAGAGGUCAUGUUGAUGGCCAGAACCCCAGAAGAGAUCCAGUAUUACGUCGAAAGGGCCAAAGAAGCAGGGCGAAUGGUGAGGGCCAAGGGCGUGACAGUGAGCAUCCACGUUGCAAUAACAGGAGCCAGCAAACCGAUUGCUUCACCAGAGCCUCAAAGCCAAAGCGACUCGGACGAGAUCCAACCUGCAAAGACAGGUUGUUGCUGCAGCGCCCCAUCAGCAAAGACGCCCGAUGAAAAGGCAUGUUCUAGCAAAUCCUCAUCAACGCCAGACCUCAUACGCCAAUACACAAGUCGACCUGAUAUCGAGGCCCUUAUCCGUGAACCCGUGGAGCAGGCCUGGGGCGAGACGGGGGUCGUUGUUUGCGUGAUAUCAUGGAUAUCCUUGGAUGUGCAUGUGCAUGUUAGAGAAGAGCGCAGGACACGUAACGACAGCUUAACAAAUAAUGAUGAAACCAUCUACCGAACCAACCUGGAAAGCCUCCCUUAUCCACUCACCCUGCCCCUGCCAGCUGCGAAACCUCGUCCCCUCUUUUUGUUGUUUCCAGCCUCACCACCAAAACAAACCUCGGUCGGCUCACCGCAGAGUCCUCUGCCGAGGGUCUGGGACAUGCUGGCCACCACCGACGCCUCUAUGGUAGUCCCGCGCCUCGCCGCGUCACGAAGAGUCCUGCACGACCUCUUCUCCAUGGCUCUCUGUGUCGGCGGCAUCAUCAUGAUGUGGGUAUCCAACAUCAGCCUCUCAUCAGAAAAGACUUCGGAGCAGCGUCGCCAAGAGAAGUGGAUCAUGAUGGCCCUCUGGACGCUGAUCGCCGUAGUUGCGUGGAGGUUGAUCUUUGCGGUUUGGGGAUGUGUGGAUUGUUCUGGUGAUGCUAGACGAGCAGCAAGAAGAAGACAAAGACGGCGAAGGAGGAGAAACGACCCUUGGGAUCAGAUGGGUAUACUAUGA
Molecule: messenger RNA, 2286 nt
Organism: Fusarium vanettenii 77-13-4
Lineage: Eukaryota; Fungi; Ascomycota; Sordariomycetes; Hypocreales; Nectriaceae
Exons: 8
Coding region: 1-2286 (761 amino acids)
Biological process (GO): intracellular iron ion homeostasis; copper ion import; iron ion transport
Cellular component (GO): plasma membrane
Molecular function (GO): ferric-chelate reductase activity
Source: RefSeq, a predicted model, not a curated record